AUGUCGCUGAGGCCGAGUACACGCGCGGAGCUGAGGAAGAAGAUUUACAAGACCGGGGUCGAUGCCGAUGAGGCCAGGCGGAGGAGAGAGGACAACCUCGUCGAGAUCAGAAAAAACAAGCGUGAGGACAGUCUCCUCAAGAAGCGCCGCGAAGGGAUGACGCUCCCUCAGCAGCAGUCUCUCGGAACUGGCCUCGACGCCUCCCAGAACGCUGCCGCCGUUGAGAAACGAUUAGAAGGUAUCCAUAUGAUGGUACAAGGUGUUUAUUCUAACGAUCCUCAAGAACAGCUAGAAGCCACUACUCAGUUUAGAAAGUUGUUAUCUAUUGAGCGCAGUCCACCGAUUGAUGAAGUGAUCAAAGUUGGUGUUAUCCCACGUUUUGUGGAGUUUCUUGGAAGGCAAGACCAUCCUCAACUGCAGUUUGAGGCUGCUUGGGCCUUGACCAACGUUGCGUCAGGAACUUCAGAUCAUACUCGGGUUGUGAUUGAACAGGGGGCGGUUCCUAUCUUCGUUGAGCUUCUUAGCGCUGCUAGUGAUGACGUUCGAGAACAGGCGGUGUGGGCGUUGGGGAAUGUUGCUGGAGACUCUCCAAACUGCAGGAAUCUUGUUCUCAACUAUGGGGCUCUUAUACCGUUGCUGUCCCAGUUAAACGAAAAUUCCAAGUUAUCCAUGCUAAGGAAUGCUACAUGGACUUUGUCCAACUUUUGUCGUGGGAAACCGCCAACACCAUUUGAACAGGUGAAGCCUGCGCUGCCAGUUCUUCGGCAGCUUAUUUAUCUAAAUGAUGAAGAAGUUCUCACAGAUGCCUGCUGGGCUCUCUCCUACCUAUCAGAUGGCCCCAAUGAAAAGAUUCAGGCUGUGAUUGAGGCAGGUGUCUGCCCGCGACUUGUGGAGCUUCUGAGUCAUCAAUCACCUACGGUUCUCAUUCCCGCCCUUCGAACUGUUGGGAACAUCGUAACUGGUGAUGACUCUCAGACACAGUUUAUAAUUGAUAGUGGCGUACUUCCGCACCUUUAUAAUUUGCUUACGCAAAAUCACAAGAAAAGUAUAAAAAAAGAAGCUUGUUGGACUAUCUCAAAUAUUACUGCUGGGAACAAAGUUCAGAUAGAGGCUGUGGUUGGCGCUGGAAUAAUCCUUCCUCUUGUGCACUUGCUCCAAACCGCGGAGUUCGAUAUAAAGAAGGAAGCUGCCUGGGCUAUCUCCAAUGCCACGUCAGGAGGAUCUCAUGAGCAGAUUCAAUAUUUGGUGACCCAAGGCUGCAUCAAACCUCUUUGUGAUCUUCUAAUCUGCCCUGACCCGAGGAUUGUGACAGUGUGCCUCGAGGGGCUUGAAAACAUUCUCAAGGUUGGUGAGGCCGACAAGGAGAUGGGAUUAAACGGUGGAGUGAACCUUUAUGCUCACAUAAUAGAAGAAUCUGAUGGGCUUGACAAAAUCGAAAACCUUCAGUCCCAUGAUAACAACGAGAUAUAUGAGAAGGCCGUCAAGAUCUUGGAGAGAUAUUGGGCUGAAGAAGAGGAAGAGCAGAAUUUGCUGGACGGCGUGAGCGAAAAUCCGCACCAGAGCUUCAACUUCGGGAACAACCAGGCCGCUCCUCCCCCUGGUGGAUUCAAAUUUACCUGA
This is a messenger RNA of Microthlaspi erraticum, 1620 nucleotides long. The record is from the annotation of a GenBank genome assembly. NCBI's taxonomy places the organism in Eukaryota, Viridiplantae, Streptophyta, Magnoliopsida, Brassicales, Brassicaceae.